Messenger RNA from Closterium sp. Naga37s-1, 1932 nucleotides. Lineage: Eukaryota; Viridiplantae; Streptophyta; Zygnematophyceae; Desmidiales; Closteriaceae. The record is from the annotation of a GenBank genome assembly.
AUGCUGUACGAUCUGUCAGAGCCAGGAGAUCUUGCCUCGCUUCCUCUACCUGCUGCUGGUGGAUGCCUGCACGUUCAGUCAUUUGACUGUGACAGUGUCCGCAUCAUCCGCUUCAUGAAGAGAGGAGGUAUGGCUGGGGAGGAGGAGCAGCAGCAGCAUCAGAGGGAUGGUGAGGUGGCCGCACCUGCUGGCUCGACUUUUGAGCGGCAGCAGAGCGCCAAUGCCGUGAACAAGGGCUCGAGAAUGGAGAUCAGUUUGGACCUCAUGAGUGUGGGGCUGUCAAUCAUUGACCAGCGACCUCAGGAGUUGCUGUAUGCGUUCUCAGAAGGUUUCCUGCUGAACUACCGCUACGAUGGGCAAGAUGACUCAAGCAGGUUGAAGCUGAUUCUGAAGAGUCUACGCAUUGAUAACCAGCUGCCUCUGUCUCCCUUGCCAGUGCUACUGUUCUUGGAGCAGAAAGGCAUGCCUGAAAAGGACUACGUUUUCAAGUUCCUUGUCUCAUCUCGUGGCAGCAUGAAGCAAGACGAAGUCUGCUAUCCAAAACUCACGCUCUGGGUGUGUCAUGCCAUUGCUAUAGUCGUAUUUCCAUUCGUUCAUUUCCUCUUUCCAUGCUGUUUGUCAAGCAUGCUCUGUUCCUUGAAUACGUUGCUCUUUAUCAUUGCUUGCCUGCAUUCGUCUGCAUGUCCGCAGCUGGCACAGGAGCCGUGGCAAGUGAAUGUACAUGAGGCCAUUGUGUGGCGGCUGUGGGAGCUUAUGGAGAGCAUUUGCUGGGAGCACUUCUUUGCACCGGAGUCUGCUGGUGCUGACGGAGGGGCAGUGGCUGCUGUCCAGUUCGACCCAAUGAUUCGCAUAGACCACCUAGUCGUCUCGGGUGCUCACCUCAAGCUCACGCUUGAAGCUGCCCCGACAUCCCGGCCUGCACAGCUCCUUGGCUCAUGGAGUAGUCUUGUCACUGCAGCAGGGAACACCAAGCGCAUGCCAGUCCGGCUGUCAGGGGCAACAGCCGAGUCAGGGCGACUGCGCAGGAGCAUCUUCAUGGAGGCAGUGGUGCGGCAUGUGCUGCGGGAUCUCUUACACCAGUCACUGCGCCUGCUGUCCGGUGUAGACGCUCUUGGCAACCAGCUGGACAACGUUGGAGAGGGCCUUCUUUAUGGCGCCGAAGCAAUGGCGAAAGGAGUGGCCUUAGGGGUGGCUAAUGUCCUCGUCCGGUCUCGCUCUGGCUAUGAGACCCACGGGCCACCAGGACUGCUCCUUGGGCUCAGCAAGGGCUUGGCAGGGCUUGUGGUGCAUCCAGUGACGGGCUGUCUGCACUCUCUGGCGUUCCUUGUCGCUGGCGUGGAUGCGUCUACUGCUUCUUGCGCUCGCAUGGUGCAGCGCAAGCCGCAGCUGCAGCGGCUGCGUCUGCCCAGGGCGAUCUCUGCUGAUGGGGUUGUUCAGGAAUACAGCAAGGACAGCGCAGUUGGCCAGAUGGUGUUGUUCCUAGCUGAAGCGGGCUCAUACUUCGGCAAACAUGACAUAUUCAGGGACCACUCCAAGUUCGCCCUAUCAGAUGCCUACGUGAAUCACAUUCUUCUGCCCAACUGCCGCAUCCUACUAAUCACCAGCCGCAGAGUCAUGAUGCUCAAGUGCCCUGUGGAUCCAGCUGGCCAACCUGACUCACUGGCACUGGUGCAAGGUCCAUCCCUUGUGCGUUGGGAUGUUCCAUGGGACAACUUGCUUGCAUUGGAGACCAAGUCCAUUCCUAGCUUCCCUCGGCCAGUGGUCUGUGUGCACAUACGAGAACCUACACCUCAACGCCUCUACACCAUCAUCCGCUGUCCUGAGUCACAUCCUGCUGAGCACGUCCUGGCUGACAUUGCGUCAGCAUUUGAGACCUAUGGUCCCAAGCCUGUCAAUAUCGAAGCAGCGCAGGUAUUUUCUUCUUCAACGUGA